GUGGCAGCCCUUUACGGGCUCAAAGACGCUAGUUCCAAGGCCGAGGCAGCCAAUAAAUCACCAGCCGGACCGCAGAACGCUGCGAGGGCUGCCCUCUGCCACAUGCAUGCGAUGCAGCACGCGACUCUGCUGCUGGUCCUAACAUGCAAAACGCAUGCCCUUUCGGCCGACCCGAGCAAAGGCUUUGCUAUUUUUGCGCGAAACGUGAUGCGUGGGAACCAGCGGUGCUUUUCGCGGGUCGCCGACGACCUCGCGCAGCGGGGCCUACCGAACGGCGCGCGCGUCUUGGACCUGGGGGCGUCGGCGGGCGAGCCGAGCCUCACGAUCGCGAGCCGCGGCUUCCGCGUCGUGUCCACGGACUUCGCGCCGCCGAACAAGAAUCUGGGGGAGAAAAGGGCGGCGGCCUUCGGCCUGAGCGAUAUGGUCGAGUUCCACACGGCGGACGCCCAGGACCUGUCGCGGUGGGGCGACGGCACCUUCGACGCCUGCGUCGGCACGUACGUCCUCAUGUUCACGCCCGACGUCGAGAGGGUCUGCCGCGAGGUGCGGCGCGUGCUCAAGCCGGGCGCGCCGUUCAUCACCACGGUGUGGCAGCCGCCCGCCCGGGUAAACAUCUGUGUGGAAAUCAAAAUUUUACGGCGCGUUCGUGCUGAAUCAUCGCGUCGUCCUCCACGCCAUCGACGCGACGCCUGCUCGAUGGCGUGGCGAUGCCGGUUCCUCGCCGCUCGACCGAGCCAGGUCGGCCCCGUCAUCGCCGAGAAAUGACUUAGUGAAGAAUUGUCGGGUGCACCCGACACACUGGUUGGUUUCCACACAGGUGGACAUGUUCGGCGCGGGCCUGAUGAAGACGGUGCUGGCGCUGCGCGAGGCGGGCAAGCUGCCGAAGCCGGACCCGGCCAACCCCCCGGCCAACCCCUGCAACCUGGCAGACAGCGUGCCGGGGGCGCUCGGGGACGCGCUUGCGAACGCGGGCUUCGGCCGCGUGGCCGCCGAGGAGUGGAGCUACCCGAUCGUCAUCGCGGGCGCCGACGUCGACGACGUCGCCGCGCGCUUCCUCGAGGGGACGCCGUUCCACAACGACAUCCUCGACGCGGGCGGCGCGCCGCUGCUGCAGGAGGCCCGGCGGCUCCUGGCGUCCAACGUCGCCGGCUUUGAUAUCGUCGAGCUCGCGGACCACGUCCCCGAGUGGGCGGGCGUCGACAACCCCGACGGCCUAAAGAAGGGACUGCUCUUCCCGACCAACACGUGCCUCUACGUCACCGCGGUCGCCCCGUGAACCCCACCACCCGCUCUUUCUUCAUUCGGGAUGCACCCCCUUGUUCUCCCCCGG
Messenger RNA from Pelagomonas calceolata, 1330 nucleotides. Lineage: Eukaryota; Pelagophyceae; Pelagomonadales; Pelagomonadaceae. The record is from the annotation of a GenBank genome assembly.